UUGUUGGGCGAGUCGCGAGCACUAGUGAGUUCGUCUGUCACGUGAGUCGUGAGAGAGGAUCAGUAGAGCAGAAGGGUACAAUGGUUUCAGCUACGAAGGAGUAGUCAAGUAAGGUCCUCCCAAUUUUGUGAGAGAUUUUAAAAUCAUCCCGAAUUCAUCGGGCGCUGCUGAUUUCGAUAUCUUGAGCAGACGUGGCAGGUACGCGUAUUUGACUCAAUCCGAGCAAAAUGACAGAAUAUUGGUUGAUAUCAGCACCGGGUGACAAAACUUGUCAACAAACGUGGGAGACGAUGAAUAAUUUAACAUCGAAACAGAAUUCAUUGUCUGAUAAUUACAAGUUUCACAUUCCUGACUUAAAAGUUGGGACACUGGAUCAGCUGGUAGGUUUGUCGGAUGAUCUAGGUAAGCUGGAUGCAUUUGUCGAGCAGGUGACGCGUAAGGUCGCAACCUACUUGGGUGAGGUAUUGGAGGACCAGAGGGACAAAUUGCACGAGAAUUUAAUGGCUAAUAACAGUCAAACGUCAGUGGACGGGGAGAACUCGAGCAUCGAAGGGGGUCCGGACACCCCGCCAAACACUCCUGUCACUCCGUCACACAAGACUUCCAAGGACCAUCACAUCCAGUGGAAGGAUCCGGACAAGUCUGAACCAGAGCCAGCAGCCUGCUUAGGUCAGCAUCAUCACCAACGUCAUCAUCGCCACAACCAUCAUCAACACCACCACCACCAAAACCAUUGUAACCAUAACCAUCUUUCCAAUUCCGAGAAAAAGUCAUCAUCCAGUACCCAAGGCGCUUGUGAUGUCCGAACAUCAAAUGAUUCGUCAUCGAUGUACUCGUGCUACCAUGCGCAUUGGUGCGCUGCUUCUACUCCCUCGACUCCUUCUCCCAGUCCGACCCGUGCAAGUUCCUCCCUUUCCUUCUCAUCGAACUGUAGCAGUGAUGAAGAUGGUAGAUGGCAGCAGGCGGCACAUCAUCGGAAUGCCGAUAAGACCCAUCGACGCUCUUCGUCCAAUUGCAAAUCGCUCGCUGAUGACAACGACGACGCAGACAUUGAGGACCAAGACAACCAAGACCAAGACCAUAGUGGCAUUUUGCCGAUUCCAGGUGAUCUGCCGACCUACAUAACUCGAUUUCAAUGGGACAUGGCAAAGUAUCCAAUUAAACAGUCAUUGAGAAAUAUUGCUGAUAUCAUCAGCAAACAAGUUGGACAAAUCGAUGCAGAUCUAAAGACCAAGUCUACUACUUAUAAUAAUUUAAAGGGUAGCUUACAAAAUUUGGAAAAGAAGCAAACCGGCAGCUUGCUAACCCGAAAUUUGGCUGAUUUGGUUAGAAAGGAACAUUUUAUACUUGACAGCGAAUAUUUAUCCACUCUCCUUGUAAUCGUUCCGAAGGCAGGUUUUCAUGAAUGGAAUGCUAUUUAUGAGAAGUUGACGGACAUGAUCGUUCCACGAAGUUCACAACUCAUUACACAAGAUGCGGAAUAUGGAUUAUUUACAGUAACCCUAUUUAAAAAAGUAAUCGAAGAAUUUAAAUUGCAUGCCCGUGAAAAGAAAUUUAUAGUUCGUGAUUUCACGUAUAAUGAAGAGGAACUUGCUGCUGGCAAAAAUGAAAUUACCAAGUUGGUGACGGACAAGAAGAAACAAUUUGGACCUCUGGUUCGUUGGCUGAAAGUGAAUUUCAGCGAAUGUUUCUGUGCCUGGAUUCAUGUCAAAGCUCUACGUGUCUUUGUUGAGUCGGUUUUAAGGUAUGGGUUGCCAGUCAAUUUUCAAGCAAUUCUCCUUCAUCCACACAAAAAGAGUACAAAACGUUUACGCGACGUUUUAAAUCAACUUUAUGCUCAUCUCGAUUCUUCCGCAACAGCUUCCGGUGGAAAUCAAGAUAGCGUAGACAUUCCAGGCUUGGGCUUUGGCCAGAGUGAUUAUUAUCCCUACGUUUAUUACAAAAUAAACGUAGAUAUGGUCGACAAUAAAGUUUAAUCGAAAUAAUGCUAAAUCGAUGAUAAAUCCAGCACACGAUUCGGCAUAUUUCAUUCAUCUUCACUCGGAUUUUGGAUUGGGAAACACAAAAAUCUCUUAUUUCUAUACGUGACGAAAUAAUUGGCCUUUAAUGAAUUUGCUUAAGUUGUAAAAAGUUGUACGAGUCUGAGGUUAUAUUAUUGAAUUUAUUCGAUUUUAGGUGAAAAAUAGAGAAAAUCGAUAAUUAUAUGGAAAGCAAUAUUUUUAUAGCGUUGCGAAAAUAGUCUCCUCAGUGCAAAGUCGGGCGUCGAUGCAUAAUAUAUUAUUAGACAAAAUGUCAAUGUAUCUACUUGUACAAACUUUGCAGUCGACUUGUUUAUUUUUAUGAAUUACGUUCCUACAAUCCAGAUUAUAUUACUUUAUACACGUUUUCCACCAAAGACGUUAUUACCGCUGUUUUAUAGAACGAAUUUUAGGGAAAGAAAAGAAACAAAAAA
Messenger RNA from Belonocnema kinseyi, 2452 nucleotides. RefSeq names its product V-type proton ATPase subunit C (gene Vha44). NCBI's taxonomy places the organism in Eukaryota, Metazoa, Arthropoda, Insecta, Hymenoptera, Cynipidae. Gene Ontology annotation, biological process: proton transmembrane transport. Gene Ontology annotation, cellular component: vacuolar proton-transporting V-type ATPase, V1 domain; lysosomal membrane. The transcript is spliced from 9 exons. Gene Ontology annotation, molecular function: proton-transporting ATPase activity, rotational mechanism. The coding region runs from base 228 to 1976 and encodes 582 amino acids. The record is from RefSeq and is a predicted model, not a curated record.